UGCUCCCACGUGAAGUGGCGUCCCCCCUAACACUUGUCCAGCCACCACACCAUCACUUGUUCUUUCCUUCCUCCUCUCCUCCUCCUCCGUUCCCCUCCCCCUCCACUCCCGAUCCGCAUGGCGCCUCCGCAUCCCUCCCCCGGCGGCCUCCCGUAGCCGCCGCCCGUCCAUCCCGAGGUUCGUAUCCUCCCGGGUCCAUGCUCCCUUCCCCGCCCCUCCGAAUCUGCCCGCCCGAUUCACAGCAUGGGGACCUUGGUUUCAGCGAUUUGUGUUCUAGGGUUUUCUCGCUUGGAUUCUGGAGCGCGCGGACAUGUCGUUCCGUAGCAUUGUCCGCGACGUCAGGGACGGGUUCGGGAGCCUUUCCCGGAGAGGGUUUGAGGUGAGGCUCGUCGGCCACCGGAGAGGGAAGUCCCACAGCGCCGUCCACGAGCUGCAUGACCACCAGCCCGCCGCGCCCGUGAUCCAGAGCAGCUGCUGGGCUAACCUGCCGCCCGAGUUGCUCCGGGACGUGAUCGAGAGGCUGGAGGCCAGUGAGGCUACAUGGCCGUCCAGGAAGAACGUCGUCGCGUGCGCCUCGGUUUGCCGCACCUGGAGAGACAUGUGUAAAGAGAUUGUCAAGAACCCGGAGUUUUGCGGGAAGAUCACUUUUCCUGUUUCCCUCAAGCAGCCUGGGCCCCGGGAUGGAGCCAUCCAGUGCUUCAUUAAAAGGGAUAAAUCUACACAAACCUACAGCCUAUAUCUAUGUCUUAGCUCAGCUGUGCUCGUCGAAAGUGGCAAGUUCCUUUUAUCAGCAAAAAGAUACUCCCAUGCAACCUGUACAGAAUAUACAAUAUUUAUGAAUGCUGACAAUACAUCUAGGUCAAGCAACAUGUACAUUGGAAAAUUAAGGUCAAAUAUCCUCGGAACAAAGUUUGUAAUAUAUGAUACCCAACCUCCAUGCAACACAGCCAAUGUUUCACAGUCAGGGAAAACAAGCCGUAGGUUUUACUCCAGGAAGGUGUCACUAAAGAGCUCUUCCAACACCUACAACAUAGCUCAAGUCACAUAUGAACUUAAUGUUUUGGGGACUCGGGGCCCUAGGCGGAUGAAUUGUGUGAUGCACUCCAUCCCUGCCUCAUCUCUUGAGGCCGGUGGCACUGUCCCAUGCCAGCCAGACAGUGUCGUUGCACGCUCUCUUGAUGAGUCCUUCGGCAGCAUCUUCUUUUCCAAGUCAUCCAUUAUGGACCAUUCCAUUCGAUUUAGCAGCAGCAGAUAUACAGACAUCUCAGUUGGCGGCCCCGCAGUUGGAGGCCAGGCAUUAGGCGACAAUGAUGAGUUCAAGGAGAGGCCAUUGGUCCUCCGUAACAAGGCCCCAAGAUGGCAUGAACAGUUGCAGUGCUGGUGCCUCAACUUCAAGGGCAGAGUGACUGUUGCUUCUGUGAAGAACUUCCAACUUGUUGCUGCGAUGCAGCCUGCUGCUGGAGCCCCAACACCAUCUCAGCCUACCCCACCACCUCCAUCUGACCAUGACAAAGUGAUACUACAGUUUGGGAAGGUUGCAAAGGACAUGUUCACCAUGGACUACCGUUACCCUCUCUCAGCGUUCCAGGCCUUUGCAAUCUGCUUGAGUAGUUUCGACACCAAGCUGGCCUGCGAAUGAAACCAUUGGUGCUGAAGCAUGGUGAUCGAUUAUGUAACAAAUCGGCGGCCCCCUCAAAUUUAGCUGAGGCCGCAAUUCUGUUGUUUGUUAUUGAUGCCUUAUUAACUUGUAGUACUAGAAAACCAUGUUUAGAGAUAUCCGCUGAUUUUUAGCUGCUGUUGCUGAGUUGUAUCUGUAUCCCUACAGUUCUUUAAGAGUAGCAGCAUAUUGCCCUGCCUGUAAUAAUAAUUAGCUGACUGAAUUGUGUUGUUCAUGCUUCGUAAGAGUUCCAAAUCUGAAGUUGUAUCCAAAUUCGGUA
Messenger RNA from Oryza brachyantha (malo sina), 1937 nucleotides. RefSeq names its product tubby-like F-box protein 14. The record is from RefSeq and is a predicted model, not a curated record. The transcript is spliced from 4 exons. Gene Ontology annotation, molecular function: protein binding. The coding region runs from base 311 to 1639 and encodes 442 amino acids. NCBI's taxonomy places the organism in Eukaryota, Viridiplantae, Streptophyta, Magnoliopsida, Poales, Poaceae.